CAUUUUCUCGAACCUAUGAAUUUUAUAGUCACGACUCAUUCAUUUGAGUACAUGUGGGUACUUUUGGAGUAAAUAAAUGUAUUAUCAUUAUAAGAACAUAACUUCUUUGUGGUUCAUUGACAAUGAAACAUAACAAAUACUCUUUUAUUAGAAAGAACAUUUAUUUGGAGUAUAACUCACAACCAUUAUCAAACAAAAGUAAUUGGAAUUUCUAAUGCUUUGAGAGAGAAAGAUGCAACUCAUUUAAGCUUAAAGGCAUGGUAAAUUUUUUAUACUCUUCUUUUGUGUCCAUUUAUUUGAAUUUUUUGUAAGAUAUUUAUACCUCUUAAUUAGAACUACUCCUAGACUUAAAAAUGGGUCAUUAUCCUAUUAGUUAUAAAGUUGUUUCUUCCUGCUUUCUAUGUCUCUUGUUCUCUUUACCCUUAAAAAGAUAUAGGACAAGAUGGGGUAUUAUUUAUUUCUAUGUUGUUUUUUUUACAAAUAUGUUAUUUUUGUUCUAUUUCUAUGUACUUUUUAUUUUGAAAAAAUUUAUUUCUAAGUUGUAACUCCAUAAUAAUGAAACACCACGCCAUAAACUUCCACAAACAAAUAGCCAAAACCAAAUCAAACCUCAAACACAUCAACCUUACUCAAAAACACACAAACCCUUCAAAAGGUAGCAAAUUUGUGACUGAGUGUAACAUCAAGAUUUCAGAUAAUGGGCGAAACGGCAAUAUUAAAGCAGCAGAAACAAUAUUCAACAGAAUGUCUCAAAAAAACAUUGUCACCUGGACAGCCAUGCUCACUGCAUAUGCCCAAAAUGGUCAAAUCACGAAUGCCCGCAAACUGUUCGAUGAAAUGCCACAACGAACAACCGCUUCUUACAACGCCAUGAUCUCUGCUUACAUCCGCAAUGGUUGUAAUGUAACCAAAGCUUAUGAGAUUUUCACCUCAUUUCACGACCGAAACGAGGUGUCAUAUGCUGCUAUGAUAAUGGGUUUUGUUAAGGCAAGGAAGUUCCAUUUAGCUGAACAACUUUACCUUGAAGCUCCAAUUGCGUUUCGUGACCCGGUUUGUUCCAACGCUUUGAUAAAUGGGUAUUUGAAAAUGGGUGAAAUGAAAGAAGUUUUGAGGGUUUUUGAGAAUGUGGGUGAGAGUGAGAGGGAUGUGGUUUCUUGGAGUGCUGUUGUUGGUGGUUUAUGUAGAGAUGGGAAGGUUACUUGUGCUAGAAGAUUGUUUGAUAGAAUGCCUGAGAGAAAUGUGGUUUCUUGGAGUGCAAUGAUUGAUGGGUAUAUGGAGAAAGGUUUGUUUGAAAAUGGGUUUUGUUUGUUUUUGGAUAUGAGGAAGGAAGGUGUUGUUGGGGUUAAUUCAACUACCAUGACUAUAAUGAUUAAAGGGUGUGGAAAUUGUGGUAGGGUGAAAGAGGGAAUGCAGAUUCAUGGGUUGGUUUCAAGGAUGGGAUUUGAGUUUGAUAGUGUUUUGAAUAAUACUAUUAUUACUAUGUAUUCUUUGUUUGGUUUCACUGACAUGGCAAAGAAAGUUUUUUGUGCUAUGGGUAAUAAAGAUUUAGUUACUUGGAAUUCUUUGAUUUCUGGAUAUGUUUAUAACAAUGAAGUGGAUGAAGCUUAUGGAAUUUUUGAGAGGAUGCCAGAGAAGGAUUUGAUUUCACGGACGGCCAUGAUCACCGGGUUUGCAAAGGGUGGAAGAAUUGGAAAGGCUAUUGAACUUUUUGAUAUGUUGGAAGAGAAAGAUGAUUUUGUUUGGACAGCUGUUAUAUCUGGUUUUGUGAGUAAUAAGGAGUAUGAGGAAGCUUUGCGUUGGUAUGUUCGGAUGAACCGAGAAGGAUACAGGCCUAAUCCUUUAACUAUGAGCAGCGUUCUUGCAGCUUCGGCUGAUUUGGCGGCAAUAAAUGAAGGGAUUCAAAUUCAUUCUCAUGUUCUGAAGAUGAACCUGGAAAAUGAUCUGUCUAUACAAAAUUCUCUUAUAUCGUUCUACGCCAAGUGUGGAAAUGUAAUCGAUGCUUACAAGACCUUCAUAGACGUCGUUGAACCAAAUGUUGUCUCUUAUAACUCAAUCAUCAAUGGUUUUGCACAAAAUGGAUUUGGCAAAGAAGCUCUCAAUAUGUAUAAAAGAAUGCAGAGUGAAGGCCUUGAACCCAACCGCGUUACUUUCCUUGGUGUUCUUUCAGCCUGUACUCAUGCAGGAUUGAUUGCAGAUGGACGUAAUUUAUUUAACUCCAUGAAAUCUCGUUAUCAAAUUGAGCCAGAUGCUGAUCAUUACGCCUGCAUGGUUGAUCUCCUCGGUCGUGCUGGUUUGCUCGAUGAAGUGAUUGAUUUAAUCCGUUCAAUGCCGUUAAAGCCCCAUUCUGGGGUUUGGGGGGCUCUUCUUGCUGCAAGCAAGGCCCACCAACGUCUUGACCUUGCUAACCUUGCAGCUCAACAUUUUACCGAGCUAGAACCUGCAAAUGCAACUCCUUACGUUGUAUUAUCCAACAUGUAUUCUGCCGUUGGGCAAAAGAUUGAGGGUGACUUAGUAAGAAAGACCAAGAAUUUAAAAGGAAUAAAAAAAAGUCCAGGUUGUAGUUGGAUUACUAUUAAAGAUAAGAUUCAUCUGUUUCUUGCAGGGGAUCAAUCACACAGGAAUAUUGAACAGAUAAAAGCCAUAAUUUUGACUAUAGAUAAAGAGAUGCAGUAGUUGUAUUAUUGUGAGCACUGACUUACUCUUUUUUUUCUUUCUUAACAAUGCAAUCUCUGUUGCACAACUGUUAUUAUUGCCUGUGCAAGCAAGCUUGUUUUUCAAUGAGAGAUUCUUAGAUUCACCUGUUGUAAGAGCAUUUUUUCAAUAUAUCGUUACUAGAAUUGAAUUUCA
Cicer arietinum (chickpea) is the source of this 2847-nucleotide messenger RNA. RefSeq names its product pentatricopeptide repeat-containing protein At1g53600, mitochondrial. Gene Ontology annotation, molecular function: protein binding; RNA binding. The record is from RefSeq and is a predicted model, not a curated record. NCBI's taxonomy places the organism in Eukaryota, Viridiplantae, Streptophyta, Magnoliopsida, Fabales, Fabaceae. Gene Ontology annotation, biological process: RNA modification.